UGAAAAGCUUUUGUCGUCAUGACUACGAAAAUGUUUCAAGUUUCAGAACAAGGUUGAAUUUUUAAUAAACAUUAUCACACACUACAAAUUACAAUGAAUCAAAAUUUGGUGAAUUGACUCUUUUUGUAUACAUAUUGGAAAAAUUCUUCGGACGCACAUUCAUGUUCAUUUGGAGAAACCGCUCUAAAUUCCGAUCGGUCAAUCUCCAUUUGAGAGACUUUCGUUAAUUCAGGAUGUCCAAAUUGUAUUAAUGGAAUCCGUAAGAAUUUAUGAGCUCAAUUGAAUGCAUAAAAUAUCUCAUUUUUCUGAUAUUAUUGAACAAAAGUGACAUAUCAUUAUGGUGAAAGAUCAGCAAUGAAUUAUUCAACUCUAGAGAAACGACAUAAUCGCAAAGAAAGUUCCAAGCAUGAUAAAUUAUCCAGUAGCUUCCACUCCUAUCAUGACGGGUAUUCCAGGAAAAAAUCUAGAGAUUCAAAUCGAGAAAGAGGAAAGGUUAGUGAUGAUGGGGAUAAUAAGACUCGUGAAACUACUCAAAAAGCUUACAAAGCAUCCCAUAAUCCCAAAAAUCAUACAUUGCCUGGAGAUGUUAAAUUGUCUAGAAAUAUAGAAAGAAAUAUAAGAACGAGAAAAUUGAGAAACGAAAAUCCUAGUUUGAAAGUGUCACAACUUCAAAGAUAUGCAAAUCGUAGAGUGUUUGAAGAUCCCAGUGAUUUAGAUAUUAUAACCAUUAAAGGACCUAACAUCACAAUCAAGCCAUGCACGUCCAUAGACAGUAUGAAAAGUAUCAAUCCCACAGUGGGGUGUGGAAUUGGUAGAUGUUUUCCAGUUGCGUUACAAAAGUCAAUGAGACGUGAUAGUGUAAAAGGAAACAAUAGAAAUGGACACAUAGAUAAAUUCAUCAGAGAAAAUUUCUCAAUACUGGAAGUUAAUCAAGAGGAACAACGGAAUGCUUUGUUGAAGAAGAGUGAAGAAACAGAUAAGAGGAAUGCUAGGCCUGAUAAUGAACCAGUCAAGAUAUUGAAAAAAGAGGUUCCACUGAGUAGAAGAGAUAGUCAUGUAAGAUUUAGUAAUGAAAUCACACUAAUGAGCUCUGGAACAGAUUUACAGGAUGUACGUAAAGGCCAUGAUUACAAGAGAGUCAAGGAAGAUGAUAGGAAGAGUUCAAAGAGGAUAACACAUGAUGAAAUGAAUAGGAAAGAAAGAAAGAAAGCUGUGGAACAAAAUUAUCGCCAUAGGAGGAAAAAUAGCACAGAAACUUCAACCGAACCUAGGAAUUUCUCAAUGACUAGAGAACAAUUUGAUGAAGACAGUGGUAAUAAGAAAAUAUGUUAUCAUUUGAAACGUGAAGUAAGUAAUGAGAGUAAUUUUGGGGGACGAAGAAGUAGUAUGGAACGUAGAGAGUCGAAGGAAAAUAUUAAAAAGAAAGUAGGUGUGGAAAAAAGCUCAAGUCAACCACAGAAAGUAUAUUUUCUCCGUAGAAGGAAUAGGCUGAAUGGAGGGAAGCGUUUUGUGGAGUAUAGCAAGAAAACGAGGAACCAAACAUUGAACGAGUGCCAAGUAGAGAAAAAAAUUGAUGCUGAUGAUGUUAAACAACAGGAGCUUCGAACAAGAAUAAUGCAUGAGACAAAAUCAGAAGAAGACAAUGAUGGAACAGAAGCAAAACCUGAUGAAUCAAUCAUAUCAAGAACAAGUGAGAAACGUAAUGGAUUAAAUAGGUACUUCACUUUUGAUUUUUUCCGAGGAAGGAGUGAGAAAGAUUUCAAAAGAGAGAGAAGUGGUUUGAAAAGAAACAGGGAUCCCAAUAGAAUAUUACAAACUAGAGAAGAAAAGAUGAAUGAAAUGUAUACAUCCAGGAAUGAUAAUAAACAAAAACAGCUUAAUCCGCCAAUUAUAAUAAAUUCAAAUAGAGCUCAAAAGAAAAACAACUUAAAAGAAGAUGAAAGUUCAUCAAAAAAUAAUGAUAGAAAGAGAGAGGAGAAAUUGGAAAAUUUCAAAAGCAAUCAUGAUUCAGAACUCCAUAAAUCAUCUAGACAGAGUAUUCAAAUCGUAAAUGACAAGCAGUCGGGAAAAUCGAAAGUACCUUUGAAGUUUCUUAGAAAAAUACUGGGGAGAAGAAAUAUACGACAUAAAAAUUCUACUUCUAGAAUUGAGAGAAAUAUAAGUGAAUCUGAGAACUAUGACUCAAAAAGAAGACGAUCUAUGUAUGAAAAACGAACUACACAAAAAAUUAAAACGAAUGGAAGAUCAGGAAGUAGUAAAUCAGAGAAGGAAAAAAAAUAUAUCAAGGUGGAACAAUCCAAUGAAAAUAAUAAUAAUAUGAGAAAGGUUUCAUUCUUUAUUGCCAAUUCCUUGUUCAAUAAUAUUGCAAGUUCUCAAUAUUGGCAGAUGGGAAGUAGUCCAGUCAACGAAAGAUUAUAGAGGGAAAAGUUUGGAACACAAUUUUCAACUCCACAGCUCUUUUAAAGAUAGUGAGAGGAUUAACAUAUCAAAAGUCCUCACCCCUACCUCCUGUGCUAAAGGGGUGAGGGUGGUUUGAAAGUACCAUUUUUUUAUUUUUCGCAUAUAUCUCGAGAGCGAUGCACCUUAUGAACAUUUAUAUCCCAUGCAAAAUUCAAUCUUACAAAAUUACCAACAAGUUCUGUCCUUUACAUUUUUUAUAUCUCUCAUAGAUUCUUAAA
Molecule: messenger RNA, 2678 nt
Organism: Nilaparvata lugens (brown planthopper)
Lineage: Eukaryota; Metazoa; Arthropoda; Insecta; Hemiptera; Delphacidae
Product: pre-mRNA-splicing factor CWC22 homolog
Exons: 3
Coding region: 355-2418 (687 amino acids)
Source: RefSeq, a predicted model, not a curated record